Molecule: messenger RNA, 1970 nt
Organism: Anopheles moucheti
Lineage: Eukaryota; Metazoa; Arthropoda; Insecta; Diptera; Culicidae
Product: CUE domain-containing protein 2
Exons: 6
Coding region: 174-1064 (296 amino acids)
Source: RefSeq, a predicted model, not a curated record
UGGUUCUGGAAAUCUCUACCUUUUUUCGGGUGUGUAAUAGGGUUGUAAUUUAGGAGUGUAAUUAAGCGUGAAUAAAGCGGCUUCUAAGCACGGGCACGGUGUGUAAAGGGUAUCGGAACAUUCAAAUUGUGUUCGCCAGUGCACUAAAAACCGGAGGACGGAAUUUUAACCAAAUGACCAACAUCGAGCAACACCAUGACGUGGUUAAGGAAAGCUUUUUUCACUUUAUCCGUAAACACAUACCGAAAGCGGACCUGAGCAUUGUGGACGAGAUCGUCCUGUCGUACGUAAUAUCCAUCCUCGAGGAAGCCUCCCAGGAUCCGUGUUUCGAUGUUGAAGGUUUCAUCGAAAUGAUGUCGGCGUACUUUAAUGACUUUGCCAACAUUGAGCCGGAAACGGUGUGCACUUGGAUAUUCGAGCUAGAAAAUCAAAUCUCCAACAAAAAUCCGAUCUCGAAGACGGAAUCGAACAAUCUUUCGCUGAAUUCCCUGUCCUUGGUGGACAUGAUACCGGAGGAGAAGCUACGGGGACGUCACUCGUCGGAAAGUGAUCGUGAAGGGGUGGGCCACGAUUCGCACAAACGUACCCACCGCCUGUCCGAUAGUGAUGGUGGAUCGACCGAGGGAUGCAAUUACGAUCUAUUUGCGGAACAGUGCGAUAUACUGCAGGAAAUGUUUCCCGACAGCUCAUUCAUCGAGGUGAAGCAUUGCAUUUUGAUCGCAAAUGGUGAUGUCGAUCGGGCGACACAAAUUCUUCUCCAUCGCCAAGAGGCGGGCCAAAGCUUGAAGGGCCCAUCGAACAAUAUGUUGCAGGCGGGCAAACCGCACCAGCAGGUGGACGAACACGAGCUUAAAAAUCGUAUCAUCUCUAAAUAUUCGUAUGUCGAUAAGGAGGACAACCGAGAGUAUAAACCGGUUGCGCCGAAAGUGGAACCGAAGAAGCUGAUCCGGUAUCGGGACAAUAAGAUUGUUUCGUUCAAGGGCGAGCGGUACACGGAGGUGUCCCGUCGCGGUGGCGAGGAAGAGACUGAACUCAAAAAACCUAAGAAACCUAUCUGUCCGUAACUAAUGAUACUCAUCCCCACACUCACUAGUUCAUAGCGAAACGUUAAGAGCUUCAUCGAAGCUGUAGUCGAACGUGGACGUACCAGAAAGACCGCCAAACAGCAGCAGCACCACCAUCAACAUUGGCAUAAUCCGUACCGGAUCGUUCCAGUUGAUGCGUGUGGCGGCAUACGAAACUCCCUUCCCCGUGCAAAUGACUGCCUGCCGGUUAAUCUCAAGACUUACAGUCAUUCUUCUCGAAGUAAAAUCAUAUAAGCAUACGCAUAGUGAAGAUGGAACGAUCUGAACCAGUUCAGUAAAGGUGUGUUGUAGUAGUUUUCAUGGAAAUUCGGUAAUUUCAGCUACCUUAUUUCAACGUAUUUUAUAGUUGUACAAACAAAAAAAACCCCCCCAUGUUCGUAACGUAACGGUUAGUCAGACAGACGAAGGCGACCCGAAAGGAUAUAGAUGUUUGUAGGAAUCAUCUGUACUUAAAUUAUAUUGUGACGAGUAAUGUGAAAUGCACUUACGCAUUGUUUUGUCGUAAGUGGGUUGCCGCGCAAGAACAUUCACGGUCCCAUGCUUUCUUGCGGACGGUUCUUAGCAUCGACAAUUUUUUGGGUUUUGUUACACUUAGUUCCUUGCAAGGGAAACAUUGCCGCUUCCUCCUGCAUUCCUUUUUCCUUUGUAUUAUUCAUAGGUAAUCGUAAUACGUGUAUAAUAAUAAUAAUAAUAAUAAUAAUAAUAAUAAUAAAAGUGACAGUCAACCUUAACUUAACAAACUGCUUUUGGGUAGUUAUUAGGGAUUCAGUUUAAAUUUUCGAUACUGUCACACGCGGUCGCGUUUUCACGAUUAUAAUACUCAGCUUAAGGUAUUAUUUGAACAUUUAAUUUUAAUUGUAGAUUCGAAUGUUAUUAGUGGCAUCC